GAUCUUAUCCAUAUAUAUAUAUAAUUUAUUAAUUAUCAGAAAAAAAAAGUGAACGAAUGGGCAGACCACCUUGCUGUGACAAACUGGGUGUGAAAAAGGGUCCAUGGACACCUGAAGAAGAUAUCAUACUGGUCUCUUAUAUCCAAGAACACGGUCCUGGAAACUGGAGAUCGAUUCCCACUAACACAGGGUUACUUAGAUGCAGCAAGAGUUGCAGGCUUCGAUGGACUAAUUAUCUCAGGCCGGGCAUCAAGCGUGGUAGCUUCACCGAGCAAGAAGAGAAGACGAUUAUCCAUCUCCAAGCCCUUCUGGGAAACAGAUGGGCUGCCAUAGCUUCUUAUCUUCCUCAAAGAACAGAUAAUGAUAUAAAGAACUAUUGGAACACCCACUUGAAGAAGAAGCUUAGAAGUGGUCAAGACCAAGACGGGGUUUCUUCGUCUCAAUCGGUCUCCAAGGGACAGUGGGAGAGAAGGCUUCAAACCGAUAUCCGAUUGGCUAAACAGGCGCUGUCCGAGGCGUUUUCGACGGAUUCGAAGCCGUCAAACGAGUCGUCGUAUGCGUUGAGUGCCGAGAACAUAUCUCGGUUGCUCGAGAACUGGAUGAAAGCCACGCCCAAACCAGUCACCGCCGGUUUUGGCGGCGGCGGUGUUGGUGGCGAUAAUCGAACGAACUCGGCUGACACGGUGACUCAGGGUUCGUUCAUCAACGGCUCCUCCGGGAACACCUCUAGUGGUGACGGAGGAGCAUUCAGCGGCGAAACGACACCGUUCGACUCAAUUUUCAGCUUCAACAAAUCGUGCGGUUCAUCGGAUAACGAUUCGCAUGAAUCUGUAUCGGUGGAGGAGCAGAACGCAAAUUUGAUGACGUCAGAAAACGGCGUCGUCUCCGAAGAUGAAAGCAAGCCAAAUUUUGGGGAUCUAAUAGAGAGAUGGCUAUCGGAAGAUGGGUUAUUUUGAAGAAGAAAAAUAAAUCUAGUUUUAGUUAGGGUUAUUGCCUUAUCUUUUAAGGUAUUUAUUCGAUGCGUUA
This is a messenger RNA of Hibiscus syriacus, 1026 nucleotides long. Its product is annotated as myb-related protein 306-like. The record is from RefSeq and is a predicted model, not a curated record. Lineage: Eukaryota; Viridiplantae; Streptophyta; Magnoliopsida; Malvales; Malvaceae. The transcript has 5 exons. The coding region runs from base 57 to 956 and encodes 299 amino acids.